Cydia pomonella (codling moth) is the source of this 1507-nucleotide messenger RNA. It is a transcript of the gene Dhrs4, whose product is annotated as dehydrogenase/reductase SDR family member 4. The transcript has 6 exons. Gene Ontology annotation, molecular function: carbonyl reductase (NADPH) activity. The record is from RefSeq and is a predicted model, not a curated record. Bases 241 to 1080 code for a protein of 279 amino acids. NCBI's taxonomy places the organism in Eukaryota, Metazoa, Arthropoda, Insecta, Lepidoptera, Tortricidae.
CCUUUAGCAACUUGCUUGACAAGAAGUGAAAAACUAAAACUUCAAAAUGAACUUUGAACGCGAAACACUUGUUGUUUGCUACUUUUUAUCGUUAAAUUUAUGACAUUCUUAUCAAGUAAAUUAAGCCAGAUAUUAUUUCCUUUUGAUUAAAAAAGGACUUUUCAUACUGGGCACUCGGUCACACACAUCGAUCUUAAUAAAUUUAAUCAUAAUAAAAGGUACUCGGGGACACCUAUUCAAAUGAUUCGUUCCCUGGGAAUAUUAUCAAUGGGGGGUAAAAGCUUCACCUCAGUUAAGCCCUACAGUGUUAGUGCUGAAUGGAAUAAUCGACUAAAGGGGAAAGUUGCCAUAGUCACAGCUUCAACUGACGGUAUAGGAUAUGCCAUUGCAAAAAGGCUUGGAAAUGAAGGUGCAUCAGUGGUAAUAUGUAGUAGAAAAGAGAACAAUGUCCAGAAAGCAGUUAAUGAGCUUCGCAAAGAAGGAAUUACCGUAGAGGGUGUUGUAUGCCAUGUUGGGAAUGCUGAACAGAGGAAGAAAUUGUUUGAUAUUGCUAAUGAGAAAUUUGGAGGUCUUGAUAUACUAGUCUCAAAUGCUGCAGUUAAUCCAGGAGUGUCACCAGUUUUGGAGACUGAAGAGAAUGUUUGGGACAAAAUAUUUGAAAUCAAUGUGAAAAGUUCUUGGUUAUUAGCUAAGGAAGCCUACCCCAAUCUCGUUAAGCGAGGGGGAGGCAGCAUUGUAUUUAUUUCAUCUAUAGCUGGAUAUCAACCAAUGUCUCCUUUAGGUCCAUAUAGCGUGAGUAAGACAACAUUGUUGGGAUUGACCAAGGCAAUCGCAAAUGAAGUCGUGACUGACAACAUAAGAGUUAAUUGUGUGGCACCAGGCAUUGUUGCUACGAAAUUUGCUUCAGCUAUUACCAGCUCAGAAGCAGCUAAAGAGCAAAGCUUAUCAAUUGUGCCAAUGCAGAGAUUCGGAAAGCCAUCGGAAAUAGCUGCGGCUGUGGCGUUUUUAGCGUCAAACGACGCGAGCUACGUCACCGGCGAGACCAUCGUGGUGGCAGGCGGCGCUCACGCCCAUCUGUAAUAAAUCUAAUGUGGGUACAGCAGGCAAAUAUAUCAUAACACACCUUUAUUACCAUAAAAAUAACGAUGUGAUCCAAUAUAUUUGACCACUUAGACCUUCAUUAUCUAUUUGAUGCUGACUGUACUCGUCCGUAGAGGAAACUUUUUCAUAAAACGAGUUUUCAUUGAGAUUACACAUAUCUAAACGAAGUUUUAUAGGUAAUAUAUUAUUGAUUGCACAUUUGAAAUGUAACUUUGUAUACCACUGAGUGGUAAGCAGCUGUAUACUCAUUGUUGCACAAUUAAUGCUCUAACAUACUUAGAUAUUUAUAUUUUUCGAAGCUUUUACAGUCACACAUUUUAGUUUGUAAGGAAAUAUUUCUUGUGGAAAGGUAUGGAUGGUAUGUUGUACAUUGGGCUGUGGCAAUAAAUUUAUGGUUAUAACGAUA